Mucor mucedo is the source of this 261-nucleotide messenger RNA. RefSeq lists its product as uncharacterized. The annotation marks the transcript as partial. Lineage: Eukaryota; Fungi; Mucoromycota; Mucoromycetes; Mucorales; Mucoraceae. The record is from RefSeq and is a predicted model, not a curated record. The transcript has a single exon.
UCGGAUCACUUAAAAGACGCGCUCUACAAAUUACCAAUAACCCUUAAGGAUAUGCUUGGUGACCUCAUUGAAACCAAACCAGAAUUGACAGGAUCUUUGCAAACGGUCGGCUUUAUUCACUCUGGCUUAACCAAUACCAUGCUCCGAGUAGACAGACCCACGGAAUACGUAACUCGUGUUACUAGGCACAAAACUAUCGAAAUCAGCAACUCUAUUGAAAACUUUGGGGCUACUGUUUUACCGUCCAUGUUGUCAGCUUAG